UUAAGCCCGUAGGAUUUUAAGCAUUCGUAAUUGGGGCAAUGUUAUACAUCAGACUCGAAGGCCCAAACCAGAUUUUUCCGAAUCGCAAGUCAAAGCAAAACUCGUGGGCAGACAACUUGCAUGAAGUUUCCCCAUCUUCCCAAAUUUAUAUUUUUCUCCAAACUAAAUAGUUUAGGGUUUAUGCUUCUCUGUUGCUGUAUACUAGUGCUUACCGCUGAUUAAAAUCCUCCACCUUUUCCAAUAUACAGAUUCUUCCUCGGUGUUUUUGUGUAAGCUUCUAUUAUUAACAGCAAGCAACAGAAGAGGCAAAGAAGAUGAAGUUGGAUGUUAACGUUUUGAGAUACCUUUCUAAAGAUGAUUUCCGGGUCCUUACUGCCGUUGAGAUGGGCAUGCGCAAUCAUGAAAUUGUGCCUUCUGAGCUCAUUGCCCGUAUUGCUUCCCUCAAGCAUGGGGGCUCAUAUAAAGUGUUGAAGAAUUUGCUAAAGCACAAAUUAGUCCAUCAUGACGCUUCUAAAUAUGAUGGAUUUCGACUCACCUAUCUUGGUUACGAUUUUCUUGCAAUCAAAACUAUGGUUAAUCGUGGUGUAUUUAAUGGAGUGGGUCGUCAACUUGGCACUGGGAAAGAGUCUGAUAUUUUUGAGGUCGUAAAGGAAGAUGGCACAGUUCUUGCGAUGAAGUUACACAGGCUCGGUAGGGUUUCAUUUAGGGCAGUCAAAGCAAAACGUGACUAUUUGAGGCAUCGUAGCAGCUAUAAUUGGCUCUACUUAUCGCGGCUUGCUGCCUUGAAAGAGUUUGCAUUUAUGAAGGCACUAGAAGAACAUGGAUUCCCUGUUCCAAAUGCUGUCGAUUGCAAUCGGCAUUGUGUGAUUAUGUCACUUGUACCAGGCUAUCCACUUGUGCAGGUUAAGGAGCUGCAAAACCCAGACGUGGUUUUUGAAACAAUCAUUGGUGCUGUUGUUCGUCUGGCAGAACACGGGCUUAUUCACUGCGAUUUUAAUGAAUUUAACAUAAUGAUUGAUGAUGAUGAAAAGGUUACCAUGAUUGAUUUCCCGCAAAUGGUGUCAGUCUCUCAUCCUAAUGCCCAAAUGUAUUUUGACCGUGAUGUGGAGUGCAUCUACAAGUUCUUUGAAAAGCGGUUCAAUAUGUUAUUUGAAGAAAAUGAAAAUGAUUCUGAUGGUUCAGAGGCUGAAAUGGAUGAAGUUGGACGGCCCCAGUUCUCUGAAAUAAACAAAAAUAGCGGUUUCUUGGACAAAGAACUUGCUGCCAGUGGUUUUACAAGAAAGGAUCAAAAUGAGUUGGAAAAGUUAACUGAGGCAGAGCUUGACAUGUAUUCAGAUUCUGAUGAUGAAAGAACCAGUGAUGAAGAAGAUGAAGACAUGAACGAGACAAACAUCAAGCAGCUUGAAUCCUUGCAGUUGGAGAAGGAGGACAACAAUCAUCAAGUUGCGGAUGAGCAUGAUGAUAAUCAUCAAGUUGGGGAUGAGCAUGAUCCUGAGGAUGAUGGAGAGGCUGAGUCUGAAGAUGAUGCCGAACUUGUGAAGAGCCUGAGCAAGCAGAGGAGGAAGGCCAUUCAAGCUGCCCAUCGGGGGAAGAGGAACUUUGCCUCCAGGAAUACAUACAAGGACAAAGGUGGGAAAUCCUCACAGAGUUCAAAGGUCCAUAAGCAAGUGAGUGGCUGGUAAAGUACAGGAACCCCUGGAGGAGUCACUCACUGGUAAAGAAUAUGGAAACUUUUCAUUGCAAGAUGUUCAGUAUCUUUUGAAGGCCAAUUAACGAAGUAUAUGAUACCUCUUAUUUCUUUGGCGCUAAGGUGUUGAAGGAAUAGCCUGUAGAGGAGCUAUCACUAAGGUACUUAAUAACACAGUUUUGACUUGGAUAUGCAUGUCCUAAAUGUCUGUCUUGUAUAUUUGAAAUUUUGGUAGCAUGUUUGGCAGAACAUAAAGGCUUAAGAUUGUUAAUGUACUUGUUAUUUAAAGACUAAAUUAGAAACAGUUUGUAGGUAUGAAGAACUACGUAGACAUUCUAUUGUUGGUCAUACUUAUGCUAUUUGAUAUUUGAAUGGAGGGAAAAAUACUUGUGCUUCUUGGA
Nicotiana tabacum (common tobacco) is the source of this 2088-nucleotide messenger RNA. Its product is annotated as serine/threonine-protein kinase rio2. Gene Ontology annotation, biological process: protein phosphorylation; maturation of SSU-rRNA. Gene Ontology annotation, cellular component: nucleus; cytosol; preribosome, small subunit precursor. Gene Ontology annotation, molecular function: ATP binding; protein serine/threonine kinase activity. NCBI's taxonomy places the organism in Eukaryota, Viridiplantae, Streptophyta, Magnoliopsida, Solanales, Solanaceae. The record is from RefSeq and is a predicted model, not a curated record.